Molecule: messenger RNA, 1669 nt
Organism: Chaetomium strumarium
Lineage: Eukaryota; Fungi; Ascomycota; Sordariomycetes; Sordariales; Chaetomiaceae
Exons: 2
Coding region: 205-1506 (433 amino acids)
Biological process (GO): pyruvate decarboxylation to acetyl-CoA
Molecular function (GO): dihydrolipoyllysine-residue acetyltransferase activity
Source: RefSeq, a predicted model, not a curated record
CAGAGAAGUGGGUCCCGUUACGUUCGGGGUGAAGAACCCUGGCUGUUCCUUGAACUUGGCGGGAGCCAGUCCGAACUUAGGCGGUGGUCCAAGCUUUCUUGGCAAGUUCCCAACAUUUGCUCUCGCGCAGAUCAGUUCGUUUCUCACAUAACAAUUACCGAAGCACCUCGACUCAAUUCAGGUUUACGCACUGCAGUCGCCAUCAUGGCAUCCUUUGCUGCAGCAUGCCGCCUGUCUGCGCGGUUAGCGACGCGGAAACUGCAGUCGGAUGCGGCUGUCAGAGGGUUCCGGACAUCGGCCAUCGCUCUGGCCGCCCAGAAUUUCACCAUGCCCGCCCUGUCCCCCACGAUGACCGAGGGAAACAUUGCAACCUGGCGGGUCAAGGAGGGUGAGAAGUUCUCAGCUGGUGACGUCCUCUUGGAGAUCGAGACGGAUAAGGCGACGAUGGAUGUCGAGGCGCAGGAGGACGGCAUCUUGAUGAAGAUCAUGCAAGGCGACGGAAGCAAGGGUGUGCAGGUUGGCACCAGGAUAGCAGUCGUUGCUGAGGAGGGGGACGACAUCAGCUCGCUCGAGAUCCCCGCCGACGUGAGCCCUCAACGAACGCAGACCGCCGAGGCGCCCAAUGUGUACGAGACGCAGACUUCGGCUGCCCCGGAACCCGAAGCCGCACCACCUUCGACCGCGGGUCCCAAGGCCGCCGCAAAGCCAGGAGCGAAGACUAUGAAGCACAACUACCCUCUGCUCCCAUCGGUGGCACACCUCGUCAAGGAGAACGGCCUGGACGAGUCUGACAUCAGCGGCAUCAUCCCUACCGGACCUAACGGCCGUCUCCUCAAGGGUGACGUACUCGCUUAUCUAGGUAAAAUCAACGCCAAGAUUCCGUCCGAGAUCUCGUCGCGGUUCGACAAGGCGUCACAUCUGGAUCUGAGCAACAUCAAGGUCGCCAAGGCCCCCGAGCCCAAGAUGCCACUCAAGGAGGCUGCGCCAGUACCGCCUCCAGUCCCCGUCAAAUCGCUUGUAACGCUUCCGGUCUCCCUGUCGGCCGUUAUCGAGGCUCAACAGAAAAUCCAGAAGUCUCUUGGCGUGUUCCUCCCCCUCUCGACCUUCAUCGCCCGCGCCACAGAGAUUGCCAACGACGAGCUCCCGCUACCCGCGGGGUACCAGCCCACAGUAGACGAGCUGUUCAAUCAGGUCUUGGGCCUGGACAAGGUCACUGGCCCUAAAGUAUCACGGGGCUCUUACAUCCCGCAGAUUGCCGCCAUCCCGCCCGCGUCUGCCCUGCCUACCCGCUCCGCCCUGGCUAAGAAGGUGGACAUCAUCGACAUACUUGCGGGGGGAACGUCGAAGCCGAAGCGGGCUGCGAAGACAACAGUGAUCCCGGGGGCAUCUACUGGGCCGAAUGUCUUCAGCCUGCAGGUACCCAAGACUGAGGAGAGGAGGGCACAGGUUUUCCUUGAGAGGGUUAAGCUUGUCUUGGAGAACGAACCUGGGAGGCUGGUGCUGUAACGUGGAAUUACUGGAACGGGUCUUUGUGUCCAGUCAGUGUAAGAGGCAAAUCGAAUUCAGAGCAUAGAUACUCUUUUUUUUAUCUUACAGUGGGCGGCCAUCCAAGUGUCAUUGGGCCUUUUAUCGCCCGUGCAUGGGCGGCAUGGAAGAGAGAGCUGCGGAC